AAUUUGGUUUUCUUGUACUUUUUCUGCUUAGCGAACUUCGGUGGCCACAAUAAAGCGAACCAGAAGCUGAGCUAUCUUAUUCUACAUCUAAUCCUGAUACUCUGCUACUUCUCAGGAUCAUCCCACAAUUUCCGCGAAACCCUUGAAGCUGCCAGAAGCUACAGGUACCACAUGAAAAGCAGGUCUGGACUCAUAAGUUUCCAGUCUGAAAGUCUCAGUCCACUUAAGCAUUACUAAUCCGUGUUUGACAGGUGCUCGUAUUUGUUCGACCUUAACACGAGACACUAUAGUCUCUGUUUCCACAUCUAUUGAUCUGUUACAACACAUAGACUCUAACAGAAACUGUUACCAUCCAGAUUCUUAUUAUACUGAAUCCUAUUGGAUAUAUUGAUUUACAAAGUCCUGAAUCAAUAUUCAUCAUAUUAUUCACUUGUUCCUAAUUUGCUAAUAUUGAAGCAUUCGAUGCAAUAGUCUUCACCACCAUGUUAGCACCAGACAAAACCAUCUAUUUAGCCAUAAGGGAAACCCUGGCGACAGUACUUCAAGUUACUAAUCUGCCUACAAGCACCACUACUACUGUCACCCAAACCCGGGGUACGCCGCCUGGGCUGACAGAAACAGACUCCUCAACCACCGUUCGUACCUCGCCCACAUUUGUGGGAAAUACGCCGUCCACGGUUCUUUUCUUCAUUGCUUUAGCUGUUGGUGUCUUCAUUGCUUUGCUCUUCAUCUUUUUCACCAUCAGAUACUUUGUUCGUUCCAAGUAUGGACUUCAUGUAUAUCCACUUCUGCGGAGGCAUUUGAUUGCCGGAGCAGCCAUCACCUCCGAUCGUUUCCAUGACACCAUGACUAACGAGGAGUUGCAGGAGCAUCUCAACUAUAUCAGAGAUCACCACUUCAUCCAGACACUGUUCUUAGAAAGACGGUUCACUGGCCGUAGAAGACGUAGAAGAAGAGGCCGUUAUUCGCGAAUGAAAAAGUUGUCGGAAGCCGAGGUCGAGAUUCUAUUCCCCAAAAAGACCUACACAGAUUGGUUGAAUGGAGGUCAAGAACGGGAUCACGAGAAGCGAGACGGUGUUCUUCAAGAAGAAGGUAAUACUGACUCGGGCAACUUAAACAUCAUCAACGAAGAGGACUCUUCUGAUUUGCAUAGCCAAACCACUGUCAGUGAUCGAGUUGCAUCUAGUUCAAGAGACAUGGACAACGACGACUCCAUAGAGUUGCACGAAUUGAAAAACGAAGCCACGAACUCUGUUUCUGCAGAUGCCGAAGAUGACUUGCACUUCACUUCUGGAUCUUGUGCCAUUUGUUUGGAAACCAUCGGUGACGAAGACAUUGUCAGAGGCUUGAUCUGUGGGCAUGUGUUCCAUGCUGAGUGUCUAGAUCCAUGGUUGACUAAGAGAAGAGCUUGUUGUCCUAUGUGCAAGCGAGAUUAUUUUUUCAAGAAAGAGGCAGCUGAAAGCACAGAAACGCAAACCAGUACCACAAAUAACGAAACUAACAACAAUGUAAAUGAAAAUAGCGACAUCCAGAACCUGAAUGAAAAUACAAACAACAAUAAUGACAAUACGAACAAUGUUGAUACCAGUAUUAUCGAUGAUGAUGACGACACGAGCAUUGACUAUGAUGCCAUUCGCAGCAAUCCCGCAUUCCGAGCUCUUCUUCAGGAAUUAGUUCCCAUUUCAGAAAGAGUGCGGCACAUCAUGAGUGACCCGUCGAACGACCACUUAGACCUUGAAGUCAGAGCACGUGCAGUGGCCAAGAAGACUUAUGGUCGUUAUUUCAAGGUUCUCUGGUGGAAGUUGAUGGGCAUCAGCAAGGAAGACCUUUUCAACUGGGCAGCUUUGACGAUCUUUCAAGACUGGAGACGUGCGAACAACCAAACAGGAAAUGAAGCAGAAAAUGAAGCAGAAAAUGAAGCACAGACUGGCUCUACUGCAGAAGGAACAGCUGACUCCAACGAUGGCACCAAUACAAACGACAGCAACUCCAACAAUAAUGGUAAUAAUAAUGACACCCAUAGCGAUUCUUUGGAGUCACCAGUUGAAAACAGAGACAUGGAAGAAGUGGAUCUCGGUGAAAGAGAUUCGCCAGAGCUUUCUGCUGCACGCAGAGACGUGGUGGAUAAUCGAGUAUAGAUUUGUAAAGUUAUAGCAGUCUCUUGCUGUAUCUCCCGACAUAUUUAACUAUUUAUUUAUUUCUUAUUCAAUUCUUGAGCUUCUGUUUCAAAGAACCACGCGGUGCCACACAGAAACUUCUAUUUCUUAAUUUGAUUAAUUUACACCUCAAUCCAGUAACCUAGAAUUGAUAAAAUAUCUGGCUGCGAAAACUAAUUUCGCAGCCACACGGUAAUUGUGGUUUGCACCAUGAACAAAUGGAAACCAUCGUACUGUGACCCUAGCUUAUACUAUGACCCUAGUUAAUAAUAUGACCUUUUGUGUU
Messenger RNA from Scheffersomyces stipitis CBS 6054, 2442 nucleotides. RefSeq lists its product as uncharacterized. The transcript has a single exon. Bases 483 to 2138 code for a protein of 551 amino acids. Gene Ontology annotation, cellular component: cytoplasm. Gene Ontology annotation, molecular function: ubiquitin protein ligase activity. Gene Ontology annotation, biological process: ubiquitin-dependent protein catabolic process. NCBI's taxonomy places the organism in Eukaryota, Fungi, Ascomycota, Pichiomycetes, Serinales, Debaryomycetaceae. The record is from RefSeq and is a predicted model, not a curated record.